This is a messenger RNA of Fomitopsis serialis, 1008 nucleotides long. RefSeq lists its product as uncharacterized. Gene Ontology annotation, biological process: NADP+ biosynthetic process. The record is from RefSeq and is a predicted model, not a curated record. The transcript is spliced from 5 exons. Bases 1 to 975 code for a protein of 324 amino acids. NCBI's taxonomy places the organism in Eukaryota, Fungi, Basidiomycota, Agaricomycetes, Polyporales, Fomitopsidaceae. Gene Ontology annotation, molecular function: NAD+ kinase activity.
AUGCUGCCGCUCACAACAUUCAAACCGGCUCGACAGCCAACAUCUCGUGCUCGCAGGAUUGCCCGCGAUCGCCAGUUCGUCGUCGCACUUGGUGGCGACGGCACCGCGCUCUUCACGUCGUGGCUCUUCCAGCGCAUCGCCCCGCCCGUGCUCCCGUUCGCGCUCGGCUCGCUCGGCUUCCUCACUAACUUCGACUUUAUGGGCUGCGCCGCCGCCACGGGCGCCGCGCUCGACAACGGCAUCCGCGUCAACCUCCGCGCGCGCCGUCGGCCGCGCGGUGGAGCCCGAGGACAUCCAUGGAUUCUUGGGGACAGAUGGCUCCAAUGCACUCCAGAUGAGCCCCAGAGCGAAGGCGAUCGACGCGGCGACUCUCCGCAGACGACUGACUCAGAGUCUACAUCGGAAGCUGGGGACGAGCAGGAUCCACCGGAGCAGCGAACGGGCAGUCUGAUACGACCUAUGAUGCAGUUCAUCCGUGACGUCUGGCGAAGAUUCAGAGGGAUUGCAGCGCAGGAGCCCAUGUUGAGAUACGAGCCGUGGACGCUAGCUCGAGCGUGGCGCCCGAUCCCGGCGCAACAGACACCGCACCGCCAGCCGUCAGCGGGCCCGCCGGCGACCGCUAUGACGCUCGACGAAUCGCCCCCGAAGGAGCAGGACGCGGCCCGAAUCGAGCAGUCACAGCCACUGGAUGCCGCCGAACCGCGUGCAGACGACUCAGAUGCCGCGCGCGCAGUAGCAGAGGCAAGCGCGGAUGCGGACGCGGGCUCUCGCGAGGAGGUCAGAAGCGUAAUCGAGGACGCUGAUGAACAUCAAGAUUCAAGGCGGCGACGCUCAUCCGAGUCAGGAGGGAUCAACCCCACCGGGCGACACAUCUACACAAUCGUCCGAGUCGCAUUCCGAGUCGGCCAGCCAGGACGCGAACAACGGCUGAUGAGGAAGAGGGAGGAUGAUAGCAUCGACAUGGCCGAUUCUUGAUGAGCUGUGACUGAUGCUAGACGAAUCUCUCGG